AUGACAACUGGAAACCAACAGCAAAACAAAAUUAAAAUUUGCAAUUUUCUUCUCCAAUGUCCAUCCACUGUUUUGAGUCUUCCUGCAGUGCGACUAUGCAAGUCGUGCCGUGUCCAUUACGCUCUACUCGACAACAACCGUGAAUUUUCCUUGGUAAGAGACUGCUGCUUUGCCUUCGACUUUCUUUGGUCUACCGUUUCCGUCUACACGGUAGCAUUUUCUUCUAGCAUGCAGCUUUCUUCCUCCCUUUUUAUUGUGAACAUAUGUUACGUCCAGAGUCUCAAUUUGGCAUAUAACAGCUUCAACUCCACUAUUCCUUCCACGUUUGAUGAGCUUGCCAAUUUGAGUUACCUAAAUUUGUCAAAUGCUGGCUUCAAAGGUCAAAUACCUGUGGCGAUUUCACGAAUGACAAGGUUGGUUGCUCUUGAUUUAUCUACUCUAAACUUCCCUGGAGACGUUCAAUUGAAGCUUGAAAACCCAAAUCUACGAAUGCUUGUUCAAAAUCUGAGUAAGCUAGAAGAACUUCACCUUGAUGGCGUGAACAUAUCAGCGCAGGGAAAAGAGUGGUGCCAGGCCAUAUCUGCUUCAUUAAGUAAAUUGCAAGUGUUGAGCAUGUCCAACUCUUUUCUUUCUGGACCAAUUGAAUCUCACCUUCAAAACUUGAAGAAUCUCUCAGUUAUGCAUUUGGAAAAGAACAAUUUGUCUGCCACAGUACCAACAUUCCUUGCUAAACUUUCAAAUUUGACUUCCUUGCGGCUCAGAUCGUGCGGCUUGCAUGGACUAUUUCCAAAAGAGAUACUCCAGGUAAGAACGCUACAGUCUCUUGAAAUAUCUGGAAAUGAAAAACUUCAGGGUUCGUUGCCAGAAUUCCCUCACAAUGGUUCUCUUCGGAUCCUAGUGCUUAGCAAAACAAAGUUUUCUGGACCAUUACCACAGUCCAUAGGCAACCUUGUGAACUUGACAAUAUUAGACCUUUUCUACUGCAAUUUCAGUGGAGAGAUUCUGAAUUCAAUCGGAAAUCUCCAACAGCUUGUUUUUUUGGACUUGUCAUUCAAUAACUUCACUGGUCGAAUUCCACCAUUUGAUAUGUCCAAAAAUCUUGCCUAUAUAGACCUUUCUCAUAAUAAGCUGACUGGUGAGAUCCAAUCAUCUGAUUGGGAAGGCCUUCAAAAUCUUACUUCUAUUGAUUUAAGUCAUAAUUCACUUUAUGGGGAUAUUCCCUCCUUCCUUUUGGCACUCCCGUUACUGAAGAAGGUUAAGCUUUCCAACAAUCAAUUUGACGGUAAAUUUCUUGAUGUUCCAAAUGCACCACAAUCUUUAUUGGAUACUCUUGAUCUCAGUAGCAACAAACUGCAAGGGCCUAUACCCAAGUCUGUUUUUGAUCUCAGCAGACUAAACAUCCUUUUACUUUCUUCCAACAAGUUCAAUGGCACUAUACAGCUAGGAGACAUUCAGAAGCUUGUCAACCUCACAAGUCUUGACCUUUCACAUAACAAGCUAUCUGUCGAUGCAACUGGCAGCGAUUCUACCUUUUCAUCCUUCCCCAAAUUUAGUAGACUAGAACUGGCUUCUUGCAGACUGAAAGUGUUUCCUGAUUUAAAGAACCAAUCAAGACUAACCUAUCUGGAUCUUUCAGACAACCAAAUUUCAGGUGAAGUACCAAAUUGGAUUUGGAAUGUUGCCGAUGGCUUUCUCCAGCAUCUGAACCUUUCAUUUAAUCGGCUUGUGGGUCUGCAAAAACCUUAUCAAAUGCCUCUUCUCAAUGUCCUUGACCUGCAUUCUAACAAUCUCAGUGGUAAUAUCCCAACUCUGCCUACAUCUGCAAGCUAUCUGGAUUAUUCAAGAAAUAAUUUUACUUCUACUUUACCACCUAACAUUGGUAGCAACCUGUCAUACACUAUUUUCUUUUCUCUCUCAAGCAAUGGCCUUACAGGUUUCAUUCCUGAUUCAAUAUGUGAUGCUGUUUACCUGCAAGUUCUUGACUUGUCCAACAACAAUCUGAGUGGUAGAAUACCAAAUUGUUUAAUUGCAAGGGAAGUAUCUCUAGGGGUACUGAAUCUUGGGGGCAACAGUCUCGAUGGCAAUAUUCCUGAUGCAUUUCCAAGUCAUUGUUCCAUACAAACACUAAAUGUCAAUAGCAAUGAGCUUCAAGGGAAGAUUCCAAGAUCCCUCGUUAGGUGUAAAGAGCUGGAGGUGUUAGACCUUGGUAACAAUCAUAUCAAUGAUUCCUACCCUUGCCGUUUGAAGAACAUAUCCAGUUUGCGGGUUCUGGUUUUGAGAUCAAAUGAAUUUCAUGGGGAAAUUGGUUGUCCAGUAAAUACGGGCACCGGGUCAAAGCUUCAAAUUAUCGACAUUGCUCGCAAUAGUUUUAAUGGAAGACUACCAGAGAAAUUGUUAACAACAUGGGAGGCAAUGAUGGUUGAUGAAGAUGAAGCCCAAUUAAAUGUUAAACGCCUUCAAUUUGAGUUUCUACAAGGGAGUGGAUUGUAUUAUCUGGACGGUGUAACAGUUACCAUUAAAGGUCUAACGGUCGAUCUGGUAAAGAUCCUAACUCUUUUCACCUCCAUUGACUUUUCAUGCAACAAAUUUGAAGGGCCAAUACCAGAUGUGAUCGGAGAAUUCAAAGCCCUCUAUUUUCUCAACUUGUCACAAAAUGCUCUCACAGGGGCAAUCCCUCCAUCUCUAGGAAAGUUGCAUCAGCUGGAAUCCUUGGACCUCUCAAGCAACCACCUAAUUGGUCAGAUUCCUCUGCAGCUAGCAAACUUAAAUUUCCUAUCAUUCCUCAAUGUCUCGAACAAUAAGUUGGUGGGAGGAAUCCCAACCGGUACUCAGCUUCAGUCGUUUCCAAAUGCUUCGUUUGAAAAGAAUGCGGGAUUAUGUGGACCUCCUUUAGAAGUUCAAUGUCAAUCCCCAGCAGCUAUUGAAGAUAGCCCUUCAAAUUCUUGGACUGGGAGCCAUAUCGACUGGAAUUUUAUAAGUAUUGAAACAGGGUUUUUCUUUGGUUUAGGCAUUGUCAUUGCACCGCUUAUCUUUUGGAAGAGAUGGAGGAUAUGGUAUUAUAAGCACAUUGACCGUGCUCUUUUCAGGCUUCUCCCUCGACUGGUUCUCAAAAACAAAAAUCAUGGAAGGAGAGCUCACCGGAGUCAGAGGAGGAGGCUCUAGCAAUAAUGGAAAGGUAAAGGGAAUCAGUGAGAAGAUUUUAGCUAGUUCCUUUGUUGUAUUUUCCUGCUUUUGGUUUUUGUAUCAACCGUAAGGGGAAAUGAAAUAGUAUUUGUCUAUACUUGGAAAUUUUGCAUUACUAAGUAACUGGUAUUACUUUUCCCAAA
Messenger RNA from Theobroma cacao (cacao), 3326 nucleotides. Its product is annotated as receptor-like protein 7. The record is from RefSeq and is a predicted model, not a curated record. NCBI's taxonomy places the organism in Eukaryota, Viridiplantae, Streptophyta, Magnoliopsida, Malvales, Malvaceae. Gene Ontology annotation, molecular function: protein binding.